CGGAAGUCGGCGGGUUCUCCGGUGUGUGUCUGAGUCUGUCUGUGUCUCGAAGCGGCGUGCGGCCCGGGGCAAGCGUGAUUCCCAGAUUCCCAUCUGAGGCGUCACCACUGUCACUACCAUCACCCACGGAGCCACUACUAGAGGGGAGUAGACCCGGCCCUUCGCCGGGCAGAGAAGAUGUUGCCCCUGUCCAUCAAGGACGAUGAAUACAAACCACCUAAGUUCAAUCUGUUCGGCAAGAUCUCAGGCUGGUUUAGGUCUAUCCUGUCGGACAAGACGUCUCGGAACCUGUUUUUCUUCCUGUGCCUGAACCUCUCUUUCGCUUUUGUUGAACUACUCUACGGCAUCUGGAGCAACUGCUUAGGUUUGAUUUCCGACUCUUUUCACAUGUUUUUCGAUAGCACUGCCAUUUUGGCUGGAUUGGCAGCGUCUGUUAUUUCAAAAUGGAGAGAUAAUGAUGCUUUCUCUUAUGGGUAUGUUAGAGCAGAAGUUCUGGCUGGUUUUGUCAAUGGCCUGUUUUUGAUCUUCACUGCUUUUUUUAUUUUCUCAGAAGGAGUUGAGAGAGCAUUAGCCCCUCCAGAUGUACACCAUGAGAGACUGCUUCUUGUUUCAAUUCUUGGGUUUGUGGUAAACCUAGUAGGAAUAUUUGUUUUCAAGCAUGGAGGUCAUGGACAUUCGCAUGGCUCUGGCCAUGGACACAGUCAUUCCCUCUUUAACGGUGCUCUGGAUCAGGCACAUGGCCAUGGAGAUCAUUGCCAUAGUCAUGAAUUGAAACAUGGUGCUGCACAUAGCCAUGAUCAUGCUCAUGGACAUGGACUCUUUCAUUCUCAUGAUGGCCCCUGCUUAAAAGAAACAACAGGACCCAGUAGACAGAUUUUACAAGGUGUAUUUUUACACAUUCUAGCAGAUACACUUGGGAGUAUCGGUGUAAUUGUCUCUGCCAUCAUGAUGCAGAAUUUUGGUCUAAUGAUAGCAGACCCUAUUUGUUCAAUCCUUAUAGCCAUGCUCAUAGUUGUAAGUGUUAUUCCUCUUUUAAGAGAGUCUGUUGGAAUAUUAAUGCAGAGAACUCCUCCCCUUUUGGAAAAUACUCUCCCUCAGUGCUAUCAGAGGGUGCAGCAGUUGCAAGGAGUUUACAGUUUACAAGAACAGCAUUUCUGGACCUUAUGUUCUGAUGUUUAUGUUGGGACCUUGAAAUUAGUAGUAGCACCUGAUGCUGAUGCCAGGUGGAUUUUAAGCCAAACGCAUAAUAUUUUUACUCAGGCCGGAGUGAGACAGCUUUAUGUACAGAUUGACUUUGCGGCCAUAUAAAUGAAUGAAAAGAAAUUAUGCUUUUGGGGGGACCUAAUUUUUUCUGGUACUGUACAAUCCUAAUCAUGGUACCUAGCUUUUUAAAAAGAGAAAUCAUCACUACAACUCCCCAGCACCAAGUAGACCAGGUAGAGUCAGCCGAUUGUGCUCUGCCAGGAGUUUACAACUAAGGGAUCAGAAUUAAGAGGAUCUCUCCUGGACUUUUGGUCUUCUGUGCUUCUCCCCUCCAAACCAUUUUGAUUUCUGAGGUUUCUAGUUUUGUUCCAGGGUAUUGUUUUCUGUUUGUUUGUUUCCUUUAUUUUUUCAUUUCAAAUGCCCUCACUCCCACCCCUCAUCCUAGCCAGUAAGAAAUUCAGACAGUGGGCCUCUAAUCAUCUGGAAUGUCUUCACUGAAGCUGCUGGAAACCACUGCUUUCAUUCCCAGAAAACCAGUGUUAUUUAAAAAAAAAAAAAAAAAGAAAGAAAAAUGGAAAUCUGCUUUAUAUGUAAUGUCACAGUUGUUGACGUUCUUCAGUAUAAUCACGUUUGUAAAAUUGUUUGUACCUUGCAAACUUAUGAACCAAACCAUAUUGGGUUUUCAAAGUGCCUUUGUAUCAGAAAAUGUAUUUGCCAGCAUAGAAAUGUACCAUCAAAGGUCAUGCAUGUGUUUUUUUUUCAAAUGGGUAUUCUGUAUUCUGUACAAAAUAAGACUCUUCUUAGUAAUGUAUACAGAUGUCUUUUUGUGUACUUGCAGCAUAGGUUUAGAUAUAUAAAAAUCUGCCUUUUAUUGCUUUAUCCCAUCAAAAAAUAAAAGGUGUUAUUUUGCUUUUUAAA
Kogia breviceps (pygmy sperm whale) is the source of this 2121-nucleotide messenger RNA. It is a transcript of the gene SLC30A7, whose product is annotated as solute carrier family 30 member 7. NCBI's taxonomy places the organism in Eukaryota, Metazoa, Chordata, Mammalia, Artiodactyla, Physeteridae. Gene Ontology annotation, biological process: zinc ion import into Golgi lumen; intracellular zinc ion homeostasis. The record is from RefSeq and is a predicted model, not a curated record. Gene Ontology annotation, molecular function: zinc ion transmembrane transporter activity. Gene Ontology annotation, cellular component: cytoplasmic vesicle; membrane; Golgi apparatus.